AGAGCUGAUUAGCAUUCAGUGGGUGCAGUUGGCCGGGAGCGAGCGGCGCGGGCAGGCGGGCGGGGGCGCGGCCGUCCCCCGGGGAGCCGCAGUGGCACUGGGCGCAGGAUGGCCGCGUUCUAACUGGGAUCCUCGCUGACGUGCGGCUGCCGGCUCCUUGGCAGCUGUCUUUGUGGACCAGUAGGCAGAGGGGAAACGGACGCUGCCGAGCCUUUUGCAUCUUGGAAGGGACUGUAAUCUACUGUAGGGAAGAACAGAACCUCUCAAUCACGCGGUGUAAAUAAGAGACGGAGGGGAGCCCAAAAGAAAAGGAAGAGGAGGGGAAAAGUGUGUGUUGGGGGAGCGGGGAAAAGCAUUUUUGGUGGAUGGUAUGAAGCCAGCCAUGGAAACUGCAGCCGAGGAAAAUACUGAACAAAGCCAAGAGAGAAAAGUGAACAGCAGAGCUGAAAUGGAAAUUGGCAGGUACCACUGGAUGUACCCAGGCUCAAAGAACCACCAGUACCGUCCCGUGCCGACCCUGGGGGACAGGGCUAGCCCCUUGAGCAGUCCAGGCUGCUUUGAAUGCUGCAUCAAGUGUCUGGGAGGGGUCCCCUACGCCUCUCUGGUGGCCACCAUCCUCUGCUUCUCUGGGGUGGCCCUGUUCUGUGGCUGCGGGCACGUGGCCCUGGCGGGCACCGUGGCGAUCCUUGAGCAGCACUUCUCCACCAACACCAGUGACCACGCCCUGCUGAGUGAGGUGAUACAGCUGAUGCAGUAUGUCAUCUACGGGAUCGCGUCCUUCUUCUUCUUGUAUGGGAUCAUCCUGCUGGCCGAAGGCUUCUACACCACGAGUGCAGUGAAGGAGCUGCACGGCGAGUUCAAAACCACCGCCUGCGGCCGAUGCAUCAGCGGGAUGUUCGUGUUCCUCACCUACGUGCUGGGAGUGGCCUGGCUGGGUGUGUUUGGUUUCUCCGCCGUGCCCGUAUUUAUGUUCUACAACAUCUGGUCAACCUGUGAGGUCAUCAAGUCGCCGCAGACCAACGGCACGGCCGCUGUGGAGCAGAUCUGCGUGGACAUCCGACAAUAUGGAAUCAUCCCUUGGAACGCUUUCCCAGGGAAGAUCUGCGGCUCCGCCCUCGAGAACAUCUGCAACACCAAUGAGUUCUACAUGUCCUACCACCUGUUCAUCGUGGCCUGCGCCGGAGCCGGCGCCACCGUCGUGGCCCUGAUCCACUUCCUCAUGAUACUGUCUUCUAACUGGGCUUACUUAAAGGAUGCAAGCAAAAUGCAGGCUUACCAGGAUGUCAAAGCAAAGGAAGAACAGGAACUGCAAGAUAUCCAGUCUCGGUCAAAAGAACAACUCAAUUCGUACACAUAAAUGUUUGCCAGAGCGUUACAGCCGACGCGUUGACAGCUCUGCCCACUGCCGAGACAGCUGCUCUGCAGUACAGAUGUGUACCCCACCAAACAGCCUAUCCACUUCACUGUCUGGCUCCAGCUGCUGGGAUGUAUUUCUAGGAACACCUUCCAGCAGGUCAAUCUUUUUCUUUAGAGCAGAUGUUGGAGGUUUCAUGUUAGCCAUUUUAAAAGGCAACACUUUGACAAAAGGAUGGUUGAUCUUUCUGAAAUUGGUGGCAUGUUCAGGUUUAUCGGUAGAGCGAUCCUACCAGAACAGGCGAUGGGGACAUGGCCUGUUCCUUGAGAGGGACCGAGGCUGUGCCGGCAUCAAGGAAUGUGACCAUCAAUUCACAUACGCCAUCUGUCCACCAGUCACUUCAUCUAUAGGGAAUAAAAUGGAAUGGGGGGGGUUCCAUUUCUGACUGCUGACAUUUAUUAAACUUUGGCUCAAAGAUAAUGUGAUUCUUAACAAUUGACUUUUUAAAAAUUAGCUGCCUUCCCUACCCCUUGAGUCCAGCCUACAUUAAUCUCCUGACCCAAUGAGAAAUCUAUUUUUCAAUAAUGCUAAAAGGAGCUACUAUAAUUCUGCUACACCUGCCCCCAAAGAAGCUGGAUUCUGACUCCUUGACAAGCUUUCCAGAAUCAAUUUUAUAAUAGAUUUCCUUUAAAUAAAAUGGCCCAGUUGUCAUUCUUCUUUCCUGGGAAAUAAAUGUCAGCUCUGCCUUAAUGAGUAUUUGUUUUAAAUUUCUAGGAACUUAUUUUACAACAGGAGACCCCAAAUCCUUCACAGACUUUUGUUCCACCAAUGUUUUUCUUAAUUAAGAAGUGUUACCUUAUUAAAAUGACCACCAUUCGCAACCAUUUCUAUGUGGUCUGAAUAGCAAGUUUACAGUUUCAUACCAACUAUCUAAAACCUAAUUACAAGUAGACCACAGACCUCCUCCUACUUUUAUAGACUUGAAUACUUAAGUGAUUUAAAUUAGGGUUGGUAUUUAUUUCAUUUUUAAAAAUCUUUCCUGGAAUAAUAAAAGUUCGAUGUUCAACAUAAAAAAAGAAAAAAAAAAA
Mustela erminea (ermine) is the source of this 2442-nucleotide messenger RNA. It is a transcript of the gene GPM6B, whose product is annotated as glycoprotein M6B. The coding region runs from base 371 to 1357 and encodes 328 amino acids. The record is from RefSeq and is a predicted model, not a curated record. Gene Ontology annotation, biological process: central nervous system myelination; axon development. Gene Ontology annotation, molecular function: structural constituent of myelin sheath. NCBI's taxonomy places the organism in Eukaryota, Metazoa, Chordata, Mammalia, Carnivora, Mustelidae. Gene Ontology annotation, cellular component: plasma membrane; myelin sheath. The transcript has 8 exons.